Molecule: messenger RNA, 776 nt
Organism: Cololabis saira (Pacific saury)
Lineage: Eukaryota; Metazoa; Chordata; Actinopteri; Beloniformes; Belonidae
Gene: gatd1
Product: glutamine amidotransferase class 1 domain containing 1
Exons: 7
Coding region: 1-729 (242 amino acids)
Source: RefSeq, a predicted model, not a curated record
AUGUUGUUGUGGUCAGCUGACUCCACUUCCUCCUCGCGUUGUUUUGUACUCCUAUUUUCUCGAUCAUUUCAAGCAAAAAUUGAUGAAAUGUCGGCAAAACCAACCUGUUUAAUCGUAGCGAGUGCUUCUCCUCAAGGCGUCUCAGCGAAAUCCUUUCUUCAGUGCUUCAGUCUCUGUAGCACGGCGUUUAAUCUCCAGACUGCCACACCGGGGGGAAAGCCAAUGGACUUCGUAGGAAUCGAUGAAAGCACAUCUAGAUGGGUGCAGGACUUCAACCUGAAAUCCUAUGCAACACCAGCCAAACUUGAAUCUAUAGAUGGUGCCAGAUACCAGGCGCUGGUCAUCCCCGACUGCCCCGGAGCGCUCAACGACCUGGCACACAGUGGCUCAAUGCACCGCAUUCUCACACAGUUUGUCUCCCAGCAAAAGCCCGUGUGUGCAGUGGGACUGGGAGUGUCAGCGCUGUGUUGUGCUACUGAAGGGCAGACAUGGAUUUUCAGUGGAUACAGCUUAACAGGGCCUUCCGUGUUUGAACUGGUGCGGAAGCCCGACUUUGCCAACCUGCCCCUGAUUGUGGAGGAUUUUGUAAAAGACAGUGGUGGAUCGUACACGGCAAGUCAAGAAGAUGCUGUGCACAUAGUCGUCGAUAGACACCUAAUAACUGGACAGAAUAUGGAAUCAACAUCACUUGCUGUAAAUAAUCUAAUCCUGCUUUGUAAUGCCAAAUAAAAAGUUGUCCCAUGUUUGUUUAUGAAAUUAAACAUUUAUCUUGAUAA